AUGCCCUCUCCUGCUUAUGAGUAUGAGACGAUAGGCCGUCGUUCGACGGUUUUCAGCACCAAAGGAGUGGUAUGUUCUUCACAAGCGCUAGCAUCCGAAGCAGGAUUGAGGAUACUGAGAGCAGGGGGAAAUGCUGCGGAUGCCGCUGUCGCAAUGGCUGCCGCUUUAAAUGUAGUAGAGCCUUGUAACACAGGUAUUGGAGGUGACGUCUUUGCAUUGUUCUAUUCAGCAUCCACACGUUCAGUACAUGCCAUCAACGGAUCUGGCCGUUCUCCCUCGGCUUUGACCUUAUCCAAAGCUCGAGAAUUAGGAGUGAAGGGCAAACAUUUCGAAGCAGAUAGUAUACAUGGAGCUACUGUACCCGGGGCAUGUGCAGCUUGGUGUGAUAUCUUCGAUAAGUGGGGAAGUGGGAAAGUCAAUUUGGAAGCAAUCUUUGAACCUGCUAUUACUCUCGCUGAAGAUGGGUUUGUUGUGCACCCACAAGCUGCGUAUGAAUGGGAAACAUACACUUCUUUCCUUAGAAGACAAGCAUCUGGCACAGAUUAUCCCUUUUUGGUAGAUGGUGAAACACCGAAAGCAGGCGAAUAUUUCAGUAACCCUGCGCUUGGGAAGACAUUCAGAACCGUAGUGGAAGAGGGAAAAGACGGUUUCUACAAAGGACCUGUCGCUCAAGCUAUCAUAAAUGAAUUACAGAAAAGAGGAAGUUUCAUGACAUUGGAAGACCUUAUAUCCCAUACUUCAGAUUUUGUCCAACCCAUUUCGUACACUUAUGGACCUGACAAACUGACUGUACACGAAUGUCCGCCAAAUGGUCAAGGACUUGCAGCUUUGAUCGCGAUUGGUAUAAUAGAUGUUUUGAGUGAAGAUGGUGUAAUAGAUUUAGACAAGUACGAAGAAGGAGGUGCAGAAUGGCUGCAUGCACUCAUAGAAGCCAUGCGACUAGCAUUCGCAGAUGCCCAUGCCUUUAUAGCUGAUCCUAAAUUCUCAAAUGUACCCAUUGAUAUACUCUCAUCGAAAGACUAUCUUCGGGAACGAGCCAAGCUGUUUGACCCUAAGAAAGCGGUCGCCCAGUUUCAUCAAGGCCGACCAAUCCCUUCAAGUGAUACGGUGUACUUCACUGCAGCUGAUUCAGAAGGAAAUGCAAUCUCUAUGAUUAACAGCAAUUACUUGGGAUUCGGUACCGGCAUCGUCCCGGAAGGAUGUGGAUUCAGUAUACAGAAUCGAGGUAUGGGAUUCAGCCUUGAAGAAGGAUCUCCAAAUGUAUUAGAAGGUGGAAAGAGACCUUUCCAUACAAUCAUACCGGCAAUGGUAACGCAAGGUGACGAGCUAUUCAUGUCCUUCGGUGUCAUGGGAGGAGCUAUGCAACCCCAAGGACACUUACAAACUUUCCUCAAUAUCGUCCACCGAUCACAUCAUGCUCAAGGUGCAUUGGAUGCCAAGCGUUUUUGCCUCGGUGGACUUGCUUGGUCCGUACCCGGCGAUGUCCCGUUUUACAACGAUCACGUUGCUAUAGAAUAUGGUAUCUCUCCAGAGACGAUCGACCAAUUGAAAGAAAUGGGACAUAACGUCAAAGUAAUCAAAGGAUCGGAACAGGUCGUUUUCGGAAAGGGGCAGAUCAUCUUGCGUACAAUAGACAAAAGAAGUGGGAAACGAGUUUGGGCAGCCGGAAGCGAUCCAAGAGGCGACGGGUGUGCUUUACCUCAGAUUUGA
Kwoniella shivajii is the source of this 1710-nucleotide messenger RNA. RefSeq names its product gamma-glutamyltransferase. The coding region runs from base 1 to 1710 and encodes 569 amino acids. Lineage: Eukaryota; Fungi; Basidiomycota; Tremellomycetes; Tremellales; Cryptococcaceae. The record is from RefSeq and is a predicted model, not a curated record. The transcript has 10 exons.